Aspergillus eucalypticola CBS 122712 is the source of this 444-nucleotide messenger RNA. RefSeq lists its product as uncharacterized. NCBI's taxonomy places the organism in Eukaryota, Fungi, Ascomycota, Eurotiomycetes, Eurotiales, Aspergillaceae. The transcript has a single exon. The annotation marks the transcript as partial. The record is from RefSeq and is a predicted model, not a curated record.
AGAUUACCAGCCCAAUCCCUGGAAGCCUUUCUGAAUAGCGUGAUCACACUAGCUAAGAAAACCCGAGAGCAACCUUCGGCACAGGAGAUCCUGGGGAAACUAAACAGCUUACAGCUGAUUGCAGAGAACAUCACCCUCAUUAAAAAUACUGUCAAUAAUAUACUCGCGUCGCCCGCUCCCAUGCCACUCAAUGCAGCCACCCGAAUCGCUUCCUGGGCAGAUGUAGUCCGCUCGGGCACGCCCUCGUACCCGUCCACGCCGAAUAGCAGAGCCUCCACAACCGCAAGUAUCAAGAAUAGGAAAACCAUAAUAAAACUUGAUAUAAACUCCACGGCUAUUCUCCGCAAAAUAUCGCCGGAGGACCUCCGCAAACAAAUAAAUAAUAUCUUAAAAUCACGGAUAAACCUGCUUGGGAAAGCACCACACAUCAUAACAGCAAAGUAG